CUUGAGCGGAAGAUCCGUCUUCUGGCAUUUGCGUCACUGAGUUUCGCACACGUCGGGCAUGACCUACCAUAUUCAGAGGUCGCGUCAAUCCCGCAGAAAAGUGGGCGAUCGAUGGUACUCGAUCUUUUUUCGGGGAAGCUCUCGCAGACCACUCGAUCUCUACACGUCUACCGUUCGUCAGCGCGCAUGUUUGAGCGAGAGCAAUGGGAGGCACUGGGAAAACGUCUUGUUACGUGGAAGGCGGGCCUAGCGAGCGUGCUGGAGGUUUUUACUAGUGCACAAAUGCGCGGUAACAGUUCGACUGUGGGUGAAGGCGUGCAGCAGGUCACGCAGACAGGUGAGAGCGUUCAGGUCGAUGCCGCGUAG
Molecule: messenger RNA, 366 nt
Organism: Suillus fuscotomentosus
Lineage: Eukaryota; Fungi; Basidiomycota; Agaricomycetes; Boletales; Suillaceae
Exons: 2
Source: RefSeq, a predicted model, not a curated record